Messenger RNA from Temnothorax curvispinosus, 1734 nucleotides. Its product is annotated as superoxide dismutase [Cu-Zn]-like. Gene Ontology annotation, molecular function: copper ion binding; superoxide dismutase activity. Bases 558 to 1211 code for a protein of 217 amino acids. Gene Ontology annotation, biological process: removal of superoxide radicals. The transcript has 3 exons. NCBI's taxonomy places the organism in Eukaryota, Metazoa, Arthropoda, Insecta, Hymenoptera, Formicidae. The record is from RefSeq and is a predicted model, not a curated record.
ACGCGAUCGCGAGACCGCGUCUCGUUAAAUCGGUAUCGCUCGUUCGCGAUCGAGACCCCCUGGUGCCACAGCGUCCCUCGGCAGCUUGGCACCCAACCUACAACCUGCCUUGUCCUCGUCGUGACUCGCCGAUGACGCAACGCAUAAAUACACGCCACGGGGAAUCGAACCGGUGACUUCUAGUUCUACCUCUGCUGCUGCCGCUGCUGCUGCUACUUCUUCAUCUUCUUCUUUUCUUCUUCUUCUCCGAGAAGAGCAGUCUUCGAAGAGCGGUAGUCCCGGAGGCAGCUCCCUUGAUCGGUACGGCUCCCGAGAUCGUUAUCGUGAGAAGUGGAUGAAUCUCGGGCUGCCAGAUCUUGUGGCAAUUGAGUCGAGAAGAAGGAGGUAGUACAGCAGGGAGAAGGAGGAAGGAGAAACACACCAGGCAGACCUCGGAGAAGCCGUCGGGUCCUGCCGCCAGACUCGUUUUAUCCUUCGAUCGACUUGGAGGACUCCUCGCGAGGACCAAAUCGCUACUAAAUAUUUCCGGUACGCCUUCGGGACUCCUGGCUCACAAGAUGUGGCGGCUAUUGAUAGUGAUCGGUAUGAUUGCGAUCGCGAGGGCUGGGCCGUACGAUAGGACGGCGGACUCACAAUCAGUGAACGACAGGACGCUGUUCAUCAGGAGUUUGCCGGGUUAUCCUGGAACCAGAAGCGAUCUCUAUGAGGUCUACAUGGAACCGUAUUAUUUUGCAGUCGGUCUGAAGGCCGUGGUGGAGAUGAAAGCUCUCGGUGAGGAUGGUUCGCCGGUUGACGGGCCUCGAGGGAUGCUGACGUUGGAGCAGCAUCCCGAAGGGGUCAGGGUCACGGGCACAAUCACGGGGUUAAAUCCGGGCUUACACGGAUUCCACGUGCACGAAAAAGGGGAUUUGAGGAAAGGUUGCAAUUCGGCUGGCCCGCAUUUCAAUCCGUACAUGGUGAAUCACGGUGCACCGAGUGAUCCGUUACGUCACGUCGGCGAUCUCGGCAAUAUUGAGGUCGGGCAGGACGGAGUGGUGCAGAUCGACGGCAUGGAUCACUAUUUGAGCCUGGUAGGUGUUCGGGGUGCGAUAGGUAGGGCUUUGGUGAUCCACGCGAAACCCGACGACCUCGGCCGCGGUGGAACCGAGGAGAGUCUGAAGACCGGAUCGGCGGGCGAACGUGUCGCCUGCGGCGUUAUCGGGUUCUUGUAAAAGGAUUUUGGUGAAGGGCGAAUUCGGCUAUUGCAUGCACUAAAUACGCACUGAAAGCUUAAUUUGUAUAAAGAGAUAUACUGCGUAGUACGCAGUAUCCUUUGUGCCUUUGUAUAUAUAUUCCGAAUCUCGGCAGUCUUUGUUAAAAUGCGUAGUUUAAAAAGGAUUUAUACAAAGGUUUCAAUUAUUGUAGAUAUUUAUUACGUAACGUUCAUUUAUUUGUUAUUCAUGAAAAUAGCAUAAAAAUUUGUUUUUAAACUGAAUAUACGUAAAAUAAAACUUACUCAUGAACGUUUAUUCAAAUAAUACAAUUAUUAUUUAGUUAAAAAGUAAUCAUUUGUAAUAUCUCUCCUUUAUUGCUAAAUUUGUGUACAACAGCCUGCAGAUUGUACGCACUAGUGCAUCCACCCAAAUUCGCUAAAAGAGAUGUUGCGUAUCGCAACUUUGUUCAUUACUAAUUUAAUUGCGUCCAUUUGUACCGAUCAAUAAAUCACGAAUAUAAUCGAGCACCUAUCAAAUUUUA